AUGUUCUUCUACUUGACCACCAUAAACCUUGCGAGGUUCCUGGCUGAAACCGCUCCCAAACCUGCGGCAGGGGAGACCGACGCCCAAGCUCAAUGCGCGGUGGAUGCUUGGAAGCAUUCGGAUUUCAUAUGUCGAGGCUAUGUACUAAAUGAUCUUUCGGAUGCAUUGUGUAAUGUUUACUACAAUAUCAAGACAUCAAAAGAAUUAUGGGAGUUUUUGCAUAAAAAGUACAAAACGGAGGAUGCGGGAACAAAGAAAAUUGUUGUCGCCUGGUUAUUGGACUACAAAAUGGUUAAUAACAAGACUGUUAUAAACCAAGUCCAAGAGUUACAAAUUAUACUUCAUGACAUCUACGCUGAAGGCAUGGUACUUAGCGAGACAUUUCAAGUGGCAACCAUGAUUGAAAAAUUGCCUCCUUCGUGGGUAGAAUUCAAGAACUACCUAAAGCACAAGCAAAAGGAAAUGACCGUGGAGGAACUUGUCGUCCUUCUUCGAAUAGAAGAGGACAACAAGGUGGCCCAAAAAGGCACUAUUUUGCAAGCUUCGACGAAAGCAAACAUGGUGGAAAUUGGGGAAUCCUCAAAAGGCAAUAAGGGUAAACGUGGGAAAAAUGACAACAAGGGGAAAGCAAAGGUUAACAACCUUGGACCAAGAAAGGGAGCCGAGAAAAAGAAGUCUGCGCCUUUCCAAAGUACUUGUUACAACUAUAACGAGACGGGGCACGUGCUAACCAAUGCAAGAAACCAAAUCGUGAGUGUGCGCAUAUGGUUGAUGAGGAUGGCAUGCCUCUAA
This is a messenger RNA of Helianthus annuus (common sunflower), 792 nucleotides long. RefSeq lists its product as uncharacterized. The record is from RefSeq and is a predicted model, not a curated record. The coding region runs from base 1 to 792 and encodes 263 amino acids. Lineage: Eukaryota; Viridiplantae; Streptophyta; Magnoliopsida; Asterales; Asteraceae. The transcript has a single exon.